Molecule: messenger RNA, 2522 nt
Organism: Ooceraea biroi (clonal raider ant)
Lineage: Eukaryota; Metazoa; Arthropoda; Insecta; Hymenoptera; Formicidae
Product: glucose-induced degradation protein 4 homolog
Biological process (GO): proteasome-mediated ubiquitin-dependent protein catabolic process; negative regulation of gluconeogenesis; protein catabolic process in the vacuole
Cellular component (GO): GID complex
Source: RefSeq, a predicted model, not a curated record
CGGAUUACCGGCAGUCAUUGCGACACGGCCUGUCUCUCGUGAUAUGCGGGGCGCCGCGUCGCGCGUCGUCGUCGCCGUCGUCGUCGUGGACAACGAUUAAACGCCGUGCUCGUACGCUCAGGGCUCCGCGCGAGGAUGCCGGUGAAGGUCGACGUGGUGCCGCCGCCACCCGCGAACUCGAAACAGCCGGGUGUCACCAAGUCCCUGCUCUACAACGGUUCGCGCUUUCAGGGCUCGCAGAAGUCCAAGGGCAACAGUUACGACGUGGAGGUGGUGUUGCAGCACGUGGACGAGGAGAAUAGUUACCUGUGCGGAUACCUGAAAAUCAAAGGUCUGACUGAGGAGUUCCCGACGCUAACGACAUUCUUUGACGGCGAGAUUAUCUCCAAGAAGUAUCCGUUCCUGACCCGCAAGUGGGACGCCGAUGAGGACGUUGACAAGAAACACUGGAGCAAGUUCGAAUCGUUCUGCCAAUAUGCCAAGACAUUCAAUUCCGAUACGUUUGAUUACGAGGCACUGAAGGGAACGGACUUUGUGUUCAUGAGGUGGAAGGAACACUUUUUGGUUCCCGAUCACACGAUCAAGGACAUCAACGGUGCCUCCUUCGCGGGAUUCUAUUACAUUUGCUUCCAGAAGUCCGCUGCCACGAUAGAGGGCUUUUAUUAUCAUCGUAGUUCUGAAUGGUAUCAGUCUUUGAAUCUGAGACACGUACCGGAGCACAGUAUACAGAUUUACGAGUUCAGGUGAAGUCAAUACCUUUGCUGAACAAUCUCAUGAUAUUUCACGUCUCUACCCUAGCAUACAGAUCUCAUAAAUUCGCCCCUUCGUAAGUCUUACUAGAAAACGAGUCUUAUCGAGUUAUUUAGUUAUUUAUCAUGACAUUGCAGUUUUGCGGAGACUCGCGGGCAGUAAGGAUUUAGAAUUUCAUAACAUCCUCGUAAUCGACUAUAUUAAAGAUCGUAAAGAUUCUAAGAAUUGGAGUGCCUGUCUAAUGAGUGAUACGAUUCAUUAUAUGAAUUGUGAAGUACUGAUAUGUAAAACGAUUUUUCUCGAAAAUAAAUUAUCUGAUAAUUCUUAUCAUUUUAAAUUGUUGGUGUUUGUUAUUCGUCAGUACGCCAAAUUUCUGAGGAGAUUCACAAUUUAUAUGCAAUGGCAUUAAUUGUAUUAUAUCGAUUACGUCAGACGUAUAUUAUAUUUUAAGCUACUGACUAAAGAAUUCUCCGACUAAAAUUCCAUAUAUAUAUAGUGUAUGUAUUUACAUGUGCAUGACGUUGAACAUUAAAUUAUAUUUUUAGGAAUUUGCAUUAAGAAAACUGCUAAUUUCAAUGUAUGAAAAAUAUCUUUUUUUUAAAAUGUAUUUUGAUAUUUAUGAGAUCUGUUUGCUACGUUAUAAACGAUCAGGUGCAAUUGUUGUUUGAAUGAAGCUGUACGUAUGUCGUAAAAAGACAGAUAUAAUAAGCUUAAAAUCUACUUAAGGAAAAGGUAAACUCUUGAGAUGUCGCAGUUUGAUCUAUAUCUUGUGUUGGAACUAUUUAUUCGGUUACCUUACCACAGUCAAUGUUCGACAGAUUCGAAUAUUUUAUGCAUAAUAUAUAUAUAUAUAUAUGUAUAUACACAUAUAUACAUAUAUAUGUGCGUGUGUGUGUGUAUAACUGAUUUUAAGAAUAGAUAUUAUAUAAGACACAUGUUGGCUGUUCGUAAAACUCGUCUCCACGUUUUAAUUAAAUGUUAAUGCGACGAGUUUUUUUUUAGGAAAAUAAUAUAUUAUUGCAAUAAGCAAUAUCAUAUUACAUAUAUGUGACUGUAUAUAAGUUUCGCGAAUAUAUAAUAACUAAUGUACAGCUUAUUGAAGAUUUAUAUUGGCAUAGUACAGCUUUCAUUUGCGUGCGAUGUUUAUGAACCCGGUUUUUUGAUUAACAGUGAUAUUGGUACGAUACAUCAUAUCUUACAUUUUCUUGAUAUGCGUUUAUUAGUACAAUUAUAAUACUAAUAAUUCUCUCUUUUUUUUAAUAUUUGUGUUGACACAAAAAUUUAUUUAAAUACUCAAAAGCAUUAAGUAGAGCGCGGUACAUAUGCUUGCUACGCAAUUAUUUUAGAUAAAUCGGAAAAAUCGUAGUACAGAUCAAUUGUACGUAAGAAAGAUAUAGAUUUAAUAUAAUAUCCGCGAUACACUUGAGUAUGCCGACAUUGUUAAUUAUGCUAAGUUGAGCUUUAUUAUAAAAAACGAUCUGCUGUUAUUACAUUUUUAUUUGUAAGCUAUACGUUGUUAUGUGCACGUUUCUGCGCAUGUAUGCGCAAGAAGCGUAUUGUCAGUUAAUGAUAUCGGUUGUAAAUGUGCUGUGGAAAAUUUCAUAUAUCAAAUCUAUCUCGAGUUGCGUUUUUUCAAUAGAAAAUAUAUUUUUCUUUGGAAUCCGUGAAACUCCUCGACUCCAGUGUAAACUGAGUUUAUCUCUGAAUUUAGCUUUAGAUUUUCCUCUUUUUUUAUAAUAUAAUAGAAAAUACAAGGUUUACUGACACUGGUA